This is a messenger RNA of Vigna unguiculata (cowpea), 3576 nucleotides long. Lineage: Eukaryota; Viridiplantae; Streptophyta; Magnoliopsida; Fabales; Fabaceae. The record is from RefSeq and is a predicted model, not a curated record.
GGGAAAUCUCUAAUAUUUGACUCUUAAUCUUCACAGUCCACAAGUAUUUUUCUCGGAAAGUUCAUCGAAACCCCACUGAUACGUUUGGGGUCUAUAUGAUUCGAACAAAAAUUGCACACUGGAUUUGCGACGCUAGAAAAUAGAUGAAGACAAUUCUCUUAAUAUUUGUCGUGCUAGAAAAAACAACUUAGAUUUCAUUUAAGUACUUCGGAGUGAGUUCUAUGAAGAUGAAGUUGGCAUUGUAGGCUCUCUGUUCGUGGUGGGUGAAUGGCUGAAACCUUGCUCUCUUACUUGAGAAAGAAUCCAAUGGCCAUGCUCAGCAAAAUUCUGAGAUGGCUGAAGAAACCAAAGGUAUGGAGAAUUGUAUCUCUUGCUUCAUCUGUUGUUGGACUGCUCUGUUAUGCGCUCAGUUCCUCUUUCAAACAUUUGCUGGGAAACUGGAGCUGGUGGAAGAUGCUUCUUUAUAUUGUUUUCAGUUUUAUCAUUUGUUUAGCCGUCUUGUUCACACCGGCAAGGUCAAGUUCCAUCUCUUUCCGGCUGGAAUCUCAUUUGGCAUUUCUGGUUCUUAUAACCACGUCUGUUUGUUCCUUCUUGUUUGAUAAAAUGGUGAAGGGUAAACCAGAUGCAUACAGCGUCAUCUCUUGGGCUGCUUUUGCAACCAUGUCGCCUGGCUUGUCAAAUCUCACUCAAUUUGGAUUCCAGAUCGAUCUACUAUAUUUCUUCUGCGGAGGUCUAACCGUACAACUCAUGAAGAUCAAAUUGUGGUUAGUCACAGUUGGAGGGGGUUUCAGUUAUUUCCUCCUCCAACUUCGUCACCAUCCGAGCGACACAGACGGAGAGAACCUUCGGCUCCAGGACCAAAAUCAAGUAAUCAUUCAAGUUAAUGAUUCAGGGAUUGCUUUACUCACUCAAAGCAAUUCACCUUCACAAGAUGGAAGCGUUGAUGAUGGUUUUAUCAUAGGACAACAGCUCAUAAAUUGUAUAGAGGAGCUUGAGAAGGAGAAUGAGAUGCUUGUUCCCAUGUUUUGUAGACACAUAGAGAAAUACCUUACAAAGGUAUUAAUUGACCCUGAAGGAGUACCGAAUCCUGACGUCAACUUGGUGAUGGAUGCACUUCCAUCGGAAACUAUGAGGCGCCUUAAGGAAAUCCUGAAGCUGGUGGUGGAUGCAGGUUUCAUGGACGAAUGCAUCGACAUUUACAGCAAAUCGCGAAAAGGGUUUGUAGAACAUUGUCAGCGGAAACUUUGGUUGCAAAUUACAGCAGAAAUAGAUUAUGUGAACAUUAUAAACUGGUUAGACACGUGCAAGGUAGCUGAGAAGAUACUGUUUCCCAUUGAAAGGAGACUCUGCGAUUACCUCUUUUCAGGGUUCUCUGUCGCUGCGGAUGUCUCCUUCGACAAGGUUUGCGAGGAACUGACGAUUGGUCUACUGAGGUUGGCCAAUACCACCAUAGCAAACGGGAGCUAUUUGUCAGAUCUUUUGCUCGACUUCUUCCCUAAGAUGUCGAAGUCAUUGGGCGAGCUGGUCCUGAAGUUCACUUCAGAGACGUCGUUAGUGGAUGAUAUUCAUGACGUUCGACAAAGAUUAGCUAUGAUAAACAACUUUAUGCUUAUUUACACUAAUAAUGUGCAGGCACCUUUUACCGACGGAGGGAUUCAUAUAUUUACUAUGGAAGCAAUGGACUACAUCCAUUCGAUAACAAAGCAGAGAGCUGACCGAUCUGAUAGCGUCAGAAAUUUUUUAUUUUGGGUGAUGAUAGGAAGGAUGAUUGAGUUGUUAGAGAGCGAGUUGGUAGCCAAGUCCGAAAACUACUACCCAGACCCCGCAUUGGGCCAUGUUUUUUUGAUCAAUAAUCUCAGCUACAUAGAACAAAAGACGCGUGAUUUGAAAUUGAACAACGAUUGGUUUCGACAAAACGCAGCAAAGGUGGAACAAUACUGCAACGUGCAACGAAGAAGGAUGUCACAACAAGCCAAUGCUGAUGUUGAUAGUACUCUUGGUACCUCACCAGAAGAUGGGGAUUUUAGAUUUCGAGGCCAUUUACUCACUCAAAGUAGUUCACAUUCACAAGAUGAUGUUCUUAUCAUCCAACAACUCAUGAAUUGUGUAAAGGAGCUUGAGAAAGAGAAUCUGAUGCUUGUUCGCAUAGUUUGUAGUCACGUGGACAAAUACCUUAAAACCGUGUUUGAUUCCAAAGAAGUACCGGAUCCCGAUAUUAACUUGGUGCUGGAUUCACAUCCACCGGAAAGUAUGAGGCGCCUUAAGGAAAGCGUGAAGCUGAUGGUGAAUGCCGGUUUCAUGGAGGAAUGCAGCGACAUUUACGGCAAAUGGCGAAGGGAGUUUCUAGAACAGUGUCUGCUGGCACUUGGGUUGCAAUUUCAAACGCCCAACAAUAAGGACGUUGAGAAGUGGUUAACAACGUGCAUGGCAGCUGUGAAUAUACUGUUUCCCAAUGAAAAGAGACUCUGCAGUUACAUCUUUUCAGGGAUAUAUGACGCUGCGGUUGUCUCCUUCUUCGAUAAGGUAUUGUUUCCUAAGGAAAAUAGACUCUGCUCUUACCUCUUUUCAGAUUUCUUUGUCACUGUAUAUGUCUACUUCGAGAAGGUUUGCAUGGAACUGACGAUUAGUCUACUGAGUUUUGCCGAUACCACCAUAACAACGGGCAGCUAUUCCCGGAAUCUUUUGUUCAACAUCGUCCCCAAAAUGUCGGAGUCAUUGGACGAACUGCUACUGGAGUUCACCUCACAUAUCUUUUUCCACAAACCGUCAUUCUUACGUGAUCUUGAAGACAUUAAACAAAUACUGGAUAUGCUAAACAGGUUUAGGGAUAUUAUUUACCCUGAUAAUGCGUCGGCACCUGUUACCGACGGUGGGCUUCAUCUGAUUAUUGCGGAAGCAAUGAACUACAUCCAUACAAUUUGUAAAGGUAAGAUAAGACAGAGGGCUGACCAAACUUUCGGAAAUUCUUCAUUUUGGGUGGUGAUAGGAAGGAUGAUUGAAUUGUUAGAGAGCGAGUUGGAAGCCAAGUCUAAAGACUACUACGCUGACACCGCAUUGGGCUAUGUUUUUAUGAUGAAUACUCUCAAUUACAUAGAACAAAAGAUGCAUGAUUUGAAAUUGGACGAUGAUUGGUUUCGACAAAACACAGCAAAGGUGGAAUAAAACUGCAACCUCUAUCUAACAAGUUCCUGGGAUAAGGUGGUGGAAUUUUUGAAGGUUGAGACAAAUGACUCCGCGGAAGCUGAUGUGGUAGCGGAGUUAAUGAAAAGGAAACUGCAUUUGUUCAACAUGUACUUUGAGGAGACAUGCACAAUUCAAUCUACAUGGACCGUCUCUAAUAAGCGACUGAAGGAACGAAUAAUAAAAUCCAUAGAGGAUUUUUUGUUGCCACAAUAUGGAAAAUUUUGUGACAGGUUUCGAGUUGUUUUUGGUAAUCAGGCUUAUCAUUAUAUUAAGUUUGGAUUUCUAGACAUUCAAAAUUCUCUCAGCCAUUUGUUUCUUCUUGACGAGGAGAUCAAUACGGAAGACAAGAAAAACAUAUGAAGUUUGCAAAUAUUUACAAUACAAAAUUUCAUU